Serpula lacrymans var. lacrymans S7.9 is the source of this 672-nucleotide messenger RNA. RefSeq lists its product as uncharacterized. Bases 1 to 672 code for a protein of 223 amino acids. Lineage: Eukaryota; Fungi; Basidiomycota; Agaricomycetes; Boletales; Serpulaceae. Gene Ontology annotation, molecular function: zinc ion binding; nucleic acid binding. The transcript is spliced from 4 exons. The record is from RefSeq and is a predicted model, not a curated record.
AUGUCCAAGGAAUUUAUUGCAUUAAGUGUGGCUACUGGAGCCGCCACCUUGGCAAAGGCUGAGCGUGAUUGGGCGCGUCAGCAGAUCCGUUCCUUCAAACAAGGAAAUAUGAGGACAGAUGAUUAUAUUACCCGGUUCCUGGCCCUCUCUAUCCAAGGAGGGCUUAGUAAUGAACAUGCAGUAGAACUGCUGGAACACAAUGAUACACAAAGCAACAACCUGGCGCUGGUGGCUGAGGGAGUUUGCCGAGUUGGUAGAGCCCUGGAGCUCUAUGUAAUGCAUCAAGGUGGUGGGCCCACCACCAAAAACAACCUAUCCCAGAGGCGCCCUGGGUCAUCAAACCACCAUAAUCACUCUCACGGAUUCAAGCUGUUCAGGCUGCAGCCAGGAAAGGGUGCUCCUAUGGAUAUCGGUGCGGUCCAAGGCGGACAGAUGCACAGAUUCAAGGGCAACUUUUACAACUGUGGCCAAGAGGGGCACAUAUCCCGAGAUUGCAGAAACGGGGCGCAGGCCGCCCAACAAAAAAAUAACCAAGGGCGCCAAUUAGAAACUGAAAAACCAGAUAAUUGGCUCAAUACUCUGGCCGGUUGUUUGUACGACAAGAUCCAGGCCUUUUUCUAUGACCAGCAGGUCAACAAGAUGAAGGCUCAUGGAAAAGAGUUUGGAGCUUAG